This is a messenger RNA of Siniperca chuatsi (mandarin fish), 1596 nucleotides long. Its product is annotated as prelamin-A/C. Lineage: Eukaryota; Metazoa; Chordata; Actinopteri; Centrarchiformes; Sinipercidae. The transcript is spliced from 7 exons. The record is from RefSeq and is a predicted model, not a curated record. The coding region runs from base 1 to 1122 and encodes 373 amino acids.
AUGAUAAACCUUCCUCAGGAAUGCGAGGAUCUGAGAAAAGAAAACAAGUACUUAUCAAAUGAGAUCCACAUGGAGAGGAUCAUGAUGCGCACAGAGAGUGAGCUGACCAUGAGGAACCUCAGGAACCUGAACCAGGAGCUGCAGGCUCAAGUCAAAGAGUAUACACCCACCUCUCUCUCUGACCCCCAUCAGCUGAAACAGAAGCUGUAUCAGAGCCAGCAGAGGGCGACGUUGUGCUCACGAGCUGCAGGUGAGGCAGAGGAGUCCAGAGGGGAUGCGGAGAAGAGCAGGGCCCUAGCUGAGGCUCGGGCCCUCGGGUGUCAGAGGGACAAGGAGGUAGCAGAGACUGACAGGAGCCGCCUGAGUGAAGAACUACAGCAGCUUAAAAAAGAACACACUGGUCUGCAGCUUUUACUAGCACAAACAGAGAAGAGUUACUUUGAAACCAAGCUGAAGCUGGACCGGGUGUCUGGGGAGAAGGAGGCCCUGCUGCAGGAAAACAGGAGCCUGGAGGGAGACAGAGAUGAUCUCCGACACAAGCUGAGACAGAUCACAGAGGAAAAUGUCCAAAUUAAAGAGAGUGAGAUGAAUUCGAGGCGCAGAGCGAUGGUGUCAGAGGAGGAGAGCAAAAAGGCCAAUCAGGCUCAGCGGGAGGCUGAGGUCGAGAGGCGUCUGGCUGAGAAGGAGAGGCAGGAGAGAGCGGCCGAGUGUCUCAGCUGGAGGGAGAAGCACCGGGAGUUAGCCAACAGGUUCAGAGCUCAGGAGGACCUGAAGGCUCUGAGGCUGAACAAAGCAUGUCAAGCCAACAUCAAGAGCUAUUUUCUCUGCAUGACAGAAAGCGAUCAGAGGGUCAAAAUUCUCAAAAAUCAAGACGGCACCCCAAGAAAUUUUACGGAGGGAGACCCCGUGUAUAUCUCCACCCCUGAGUCCAGUCCUGAAGAGCCUGAAAGGAGUUCAUCCAGGACCAUGUUCAGGGUCUCUGCCCCACACACGGGGAGGGAUCUGGGUCCGAGUCACUUCGAUGAGCUGCCUGCCUUCGGAGGAGAGCGACCUGACUCUGGCCCUCAACGCAGAAGCAGGAAGGUGGUGGAAUACUUCUGGAUCCCUACAGACCAGGAAUAGGCAACAAUUAACAAAGAAGGAUGAAACAUGCCUUGCUCGGUCAUGACAGCAGGCAGAGGAGACUUUUCACAGUUCUUUAUGACGUACAGAGGAGCAGAGGAAAUGAUUGUUGGGGAAAAUGCUGAGAUGAAAUGACAGACACCCAAACCUCCAGUCCCUGGUCCACCUUUCCAACAUGCCAGCCUGCAAUCUAUCGCCAUACAGCCUCAAUCAAGUCCACCUGCCACCAGUCAUACAGUAAUACAUCCUUCCCAGUUUUCAUACUGAGCUGGAAUCCAUCUAAAAAUCUAACUUCUACUUCUUCUUGCUCUUUACAUUUUUACCAGUCUCAAUAGUUCCUAUUUUGCUCUCAUCAUGAGUGACUCUGUGGUUUGAAUUUACGAUUAAAAAGAGAAAUCUGGGAGUGGCGCAUUAAUAAAUGCUCACCCCUAUCUCCACUACUUUCCACAUGCUCUUCAGCAAGGCUUCAAAAGU